AUGGACGUGGACGUAGACGUGGACGUGGACGUGGACAUGGACGUGGACAUGGACGUGGACGUGGACAUGGACGUGGACAUGGAGGUGGACGUGGAGGUGGACGUGGACAUGGACGUGGACAUGGAGGUGGACAUGGAGGUGGACAUGGAGGUGGACGUGGACGUGGACAUGGACGUGGACGUGGACGUGGACGUGGACGUGGACGUGGUCGUGGACGUGGACGUGGACGUGGUCGUGGUCGUGGACGUGGACGUGGACGUGGACGUGGAGGACUUGGACGUGGACAUGGACGAGGACGUGGACGUGGACGUGGACGUGGACAUGGACGUGGACGUGGACAUGGACGUGGACGUGGACAUGGACGUGGACGUGGAAAUGGACAUGGACGUAGACGUGGACGUGGACGUGGACGUGGACAUGGACGUGGACGUGGACGUGGACCUGGACGUAGACGUGGACGUGGACGUGAACGUGGACGUGAACGUGGACGUGGUCAUGGACGUAGACAUGGACGUGGACGUGAACGUGGACGUGGACGUGGACGUCGACGUGGACGUGGACAUGGAGGUGGACGUGGACAUGGACGUGGACAUGGACAUGGACGUGGACAUGGACGUGGACGUGGACGUGGACGUGGACGUGGACGUAGACGUGGACGUGGACGUGGACGUGGACGUGGACGUGAUUGUGGACGUGGACAUGGACGUGGACGCGGACGUGGACGUGGACGUGGACAUGAAUGUGGACGUGGACAUGGACGUGGACAUAGACAUGGACGUGGACGUGGACGUGGACGUGGACGUGGACGUGGACCUGGACGUGGACGUGGACGUGGACGUGGACGUGGAUGUGGACGUGGACGUGGUCGUGGACGUGGUAGUGGACGUGGACGUGGACGUGGACGUGCUCGUGGACGUGGACGUGGACGUGGACGUGGAGGUGGACGUGGAAAUGGACGUAGAAAUGGACGUGGACAUGGACAUGGACGUGGACAUGGACGUGGACGUGGACAUGGACAUGGACAUGGACGUGGACGUGGACAUGGACGUGGACGUGGACAUGGACAUGGACGUGGACGUGGACGUGGACAUGGACGUGGACGUGGACAUGGACUUGGACGUGGACGUAGACGUGGACAUGGACGUGGACGUGGACGUGGACGUGGUCGUGGAUGUGGACGUGGACGUGGUCGUGGACGUGGACGUGGACGUGGACGUGGUCGUGGUCGUGGACGUGGACGUGGACCUGGACCUGGACGUGGACGUGGACGUGGACGUGGAGGACUUGGACGUGGACAUGGACGUGGACGUGGACGUGGACAUGGACGUGGACGUGGACGUGGACGUGGACAUGGACGUGGACGUGGACAUGGACGUGGACGUGGACGUGGACGUGGACGUGGACCUCGACGUGGACGUGGACGUGGACAUGGACGUGGACGUGGACGUGGACGUGGACGUGGUCGUGGACGUGGACAUGGACAUGGACAUGGACGUGGUCGUGGACGUGGACGUGGACGUGGACGUGGACGUGGACGAAGACAUGGACGUGGACAUGGACGUGGACGUGGACAUGGACGUGGACUUGGACGUGGACGUGGACGUGGACAUGGACGUGGACGUGGACGUGGACGUGGACAUGGACAUGGACGUGGACGUGGACAUGGACGUUAACGUGGACAUGGACGUGGACAUGGACGUGGACAUGGACGUGGACAUGGACGUGGACAUGGACAUGGACGUGGACGUGGACGUGGACAUGGACGUGGACGUGGACGUGGACAUGGACGUGGACGUGGACGUGGACGUGGACAUGGACGUGGACAUGGACGUGGACGUGGACGUGGACGUGGACGUGGACAUGGACGUGGACGUGGACGUGGACGUGGUUGUGGACGUGGACGUGGACGUGGACGUGGACAUGGACGUGGACGUGGACGUGGAGGUGGACGUGGACGUGGACAUGGACUUGGAUAUGGACGUGGACGUGGAGGUGGACGUGGUCGUGGACGUGGACGUGGUCGUGGUCGUGGACGUGGACGUGGACGUGGACCUGGACGUGGACGUGGACGUGGACGUGGACGUGGAGGACUUGGACGUGGACAUCGACGUGGACGUGGACGUGGACAUGGACGUGGACGUGGACGUGGACAUGGACGUGGACAUGGACAUGGACGUGGACAUGGACGUGGACAUGGACGUGGACGUGGACAUGGACGUGGACGUGGACGUGGACGUGGACGUGGUCGUGGACAUGGACGUGGACGUGGACGUGGACGUGGACGUGGUCGUGGACGUGGACGUGGACGUGGACAUAGACGUGGACGUGGACAUGGACGUCGACAUGGACGUGGACAUGGACGUGGACAUGGACGUCGACGUGGACAUGGACGUGGACGUGGACGUGGACGUGGACAUGGACGUGGACGUGGACGUGGACAUGGACGUGGACAUGGACGUGGACGUGGACAUGGACGUGGACAUGGACGUGGACGUGGACGUGGACAUGGACGUGGACGUGGACGUGGACAUGGACGUGGACAUGGACAUGGAUAUGGACGUGGACGUGGACGUGGACGUGGACGUGGACGUGGACCUGGAUAUGGACGUGGACAUGGACGUGGACGUGGAUAUGGACGUGGACGUGGAGGUGGACGUGGAGGUGGACGUGGAGGGAGGUGGACGUGGAGGUGGACGUGGAGGUGGACGUGGAGGUGGACGUGGACGUGGACGUGGACAUGGACAUGGUCGUGGACGUGGACGUGAACGUGGACGUGGACAUGGACAUGGACGUGGACGUGGACGUGGACCUGGACGUGGACAUGGACGUGGACAUGGACGUGGACUUGGACACGUGGACGUAGACGUGGACGUGGACGUGGACGUGGACGUUGACGUGGACGUGGACGUGGACGUGGACGUGGACAUUGACAUGGACGUGGACGUGGACGUGGACGUGGACGUGGACAUGGACGUGGACAUGGACGUGGACGUGGACAUGGACGUGGACCUGGACGUGGACGUGGACGUGGACAUGGACGUGGACGUGGACGUGGACGUCGACGUGGACGUGGACGUGGACAUGGAGGUGGACAUGGACAUGGACGUGGACAUGGACAUGGACGUGGACACGGACGUGGACGUGGACGUGGACGUGGACGUGGACGUGGACGUAGACGUGGACGUGGACGUGGACGUGGACGUGAUUGUGGACGUGGACAUGGACGAGGACGUGGACGUGUACGUGGACGUGGACAUGAAUGUGGACGUGGACAUGGACGUGGACAUGGACAUGGACGUGGACGUGGACGUGGACGUGGACGUGGACGUGGACUUGGACGUGGACAUGGACGUGGACGUGGACAUGGACGUGGACGUGGACAUGGUCGUGGACGUGGACGUGGACGUGGACGUGGACAUGGACGUGGACGUGGACGUGGACGUGGACGUGGACGUGGACAUGGACGUGGAUAUGGACGUGGACGUGGACAUGGACAUGGACAUGGACGUGAAGGUGGACGUGGACAUGGACGUGGACGUGGACGUGGACAUGGACGUGGACGUGGACAUGGACGUGGACAUGGAGGUGGACGUGGAGGUGGACGUGGAGGUGGACGUGGACAUGGACGUGGACGUGGACGUGGACAUGGACGUGGACGUGGACGUGGACGUGGACGUGGACAUGGACGUGGACGUGGACAUGGACGAGGACGUGGACGUGGACAUGGACGUGGACGUGGAGGACUUGGACGUGGACAUUGACGUGGACGUGGACGUGGACGUGGACAUGGUCGUGGACAUGGACGUGGACGUGGACGUGGAGGUGGACAUGGACGUGGACAUGGACGUGGACAUGGACAUGGACGUGGACAUGGACGUGGACGUGGACGUGGACGUGGACCUGGAUAUGGACGUGGACAUGGACGUGGACGUGGAUAUGGACGUGGACAUGGAGGUGGACGUGGACGUGGACGUGGACAUGGACAUGGUCGUGGACGUGGACGUGAACGUGGACGUGGACAUGGACAUGGACGUGGACGUGGACGUGGACCUGGACGUGGACAUGGACGUGGACAUGGACGUGGACUUGGACGUGGACGUGGACGUGGACAUGGACGUGGACGUGGACGUGGUUGUGGACAUGGACGUGGACAUGGACAUGGACGUCGACAUAGACGUGGACGUAGACGUGGACGUGGACGUGGACGUGGACGUGGACGUUGACGUGGACGUGGACGUGGACGUGGACGUGGACGUGGACAUUAACAUGGACGUGGACGUCGACGUGGACGUGGACGUGGACGUGGACGUGGACAUGGACGUGGACAUGGACGUGGACGUGGACAUGGACGUGGACCUGGACGUGGACGUGGACGUGGACAUGGACGUGGACGUGGACGUGGACGUCGACGUGGACGUGGACGUGGACAUGGAGGUGGACGUGGACAUGGACGUGGACAUGGACAUGGACGUGGACAUGGACGUGGACGUGGACGUGGACGUGGACGUGGACGUGGACGUAGACGUGGACGUGGACGUGGACGUGGACGUGAUUGUGGACGUGGACAUGGACGUGGACGUGGACGUGGACGUGGACAUGAAUGUGGACGUGGACAUGGACGUGGACAUGGACAUGGACGUGGACGUGGACGUGGACGUGGACGUGGACGUGGACUUGGACGUGGACAUGGACGUGGACGUGGACAUGGACGUGGACGUGGACAUGGUCGUGGACGUGGACGUGGACGUGGACGUGGACAUGGACGUGGACGUGGACGUGGACGUGGACGUGGACGUGGACAUGGACGUGGAUAUGGACGUGGACAUGGACAUGGACAUGGACAUGGACGUGAAGGUGGACGUGGACAUGGACGUGGACGUGGACGUGGACAUGGACGUGGACGUGGACAUGGACGUGGACAUGGAGGUGGACGUGGAGGUGGACGUGGAGGUGGACGUGGACAUGGACGUGGACGUGGACGUGGACGUGGACAUGGACGUGGACGUGGACGUGGACGUGGACGAGGACGUGGACGUGGACGUGGACGUGGUCGUGGACGUGGACCUGGACGUGGACAUGGACGUGGACGUGGACAUGGACGUGGACGUGGACGUGGACGUGGACGUGGACAUGGACGUGGACGUGGACGUGGACAUGGACGUGGACGUGGACGUGGACAUGGACGUGGACGUGGACAUGGACGUGGACGUGGACGUGGAGGACUUGGACGUGGACAUGGACGUGGACGUGGACGUGGACGUGGACAUGGUCGUGGACAUGGACGUGGACGUGGACGUGGACGUGGACGUGGACGUGGACAUGGUCGUGGACGUGGACGUGGACGUGGACGUGGACGUGGACAUGAAUGUGGACGUGGACAUGGACGUGGACAUAGACGUGGACGUGGACGUGGACGUGGACGUGGACGUGGACCUGGACGUGGACGUGGACGUGGACGUGGAUGUGGACGUGGACGUGGUCGUGGACGUGGUAGUGGACGUGGACGUGGACGUGGACGUGGAGGUGGACGUGGAAAUGGACGUAGACAUGGACGUGGACAUGGACAUGGACGUGGACAUGGACGUGGACGUGGACAUGGACAUGGACAUGGACGUGGACGUGGACAUGGACGUGGACGUGGACAUGGACAUGGACGUGGACGUGGACGUGGACAUGGACGUGGACGUGGACAUGGACUUGGACGUGGACGUGGACGUGGACAUGGACGUGGACGUGGACGUGGUCGUGGACGUGGACGUGGAUGUGGACGUGGACGUGGACGUGGUCGUGGACGUGGACGUGGACGUGGUCGUGGUCGUGGACGUGGACGUGGACCUGGACCUGGACCUGGACGUGGACGUGGACGUGGACGUGGAGGACUUGGACGUGGACAUGGACGUGGACGUGGACGUGGACAUGGACGUGGACGUGGACGUGGACGUGGACAUGGACGUGGACGUGGACCUGGACGUGGACGUGGACGUGGACGUGGACGUGGACGUGGACGUGGACCUGGACGUGGACGUGGACGUGGACAUGGACGUGGACGUGGACGUGGACGUGGACGUGGUCGUGGACGUGGACAUGGACAUGGACAUGGACGUGGUCGUGGACGUGGACGUGGACGUGGACGUGGACGAAGACAUGGACGUGGACAUGGACGUGGACGUGGACAUGGACGUGGACUUGGACGUGGACGUGGACGUGGACAUGGACGUGGACGUGGACGUGGACAUGGACAUGGACGUGGACGUGGACAUGGACGUGGACGUGGACAUGGACGUGGACAUGGACGUGGACAUGGACGUGGACAUGGACGUGGACAUGGACAUGGACGUGGACGUGGACGUGGACGUGGACAUGGACGUGGACGUGGACGUGGACAUGGACGUGGACGUGGACGUGGACGUGGACAUGGACGUGGACAUGGACGUGGACGUGGACGUGGACGUGGACGUGGACAUGGACGUGGACGUGGACGUGGACGUGGUUGUGGACGUGGACGUGGACGUGGACGUGGACAUGGACGUGGACGUGGACGUGGAGGUGGACGUGGACGUGGACAUGGACGUGGAUAUGGACGUGGACGUGGAGGUGGACGUGGUCGUGGACGUGGACGUGGUCGUGGUCGUGGACGUGGACGUGGACGUGGACCUGGACGUGGACGUGGACGUGGACGUGGAGGACUUGGACGUGGACAUCGACGUGGACGUGGACGUGGACAUGGACGUGGAUGUGGACGUGGACAUGGACGUGGACAUGGACAUGGACGUGGACAUGGACGUGGACAUGGACGUGGACGUGGACAUGGACGUGGACGUGGACGUGGACGUGGACGUGGUCGUGGACAUGGACGUGGACGUGGACGUGGACGUGGACGUGGUCGUGGACGUGGACGUGGACGUGGACAUAGACGUGGACGUGGACAUGGACGUGGACAUGGACGUGGACGUGGACAUGGACGUGGACGUGGACGUGGACGUGGACAUGGACGUGGACGUGGACGUGGACAUGGACGUGGACAUGGACGUGGACGUGGACAUAGACGUGGACAUGGACGUGGACGUGGACGUGGACAUGGACGUGGACGUGGACGUGGACAUGGACGUGGACAUGGACGUGGACGUGGACGUGGACGUGGACAUGGACGUGGACAUGGACGUGGACGUGGACGUGGACAUGGACGUGGACGUGGACGUGGACGUGGACGUGGACAUGGACGUGGACGUGGACAUGGACGUGGACGUGGACGUGGACAUGGACGUGGACGUGGACGUGGAGGACUUGGACGUGGACAUGGACGUGGACGUGGUCGUGGACGUGGAUGUGGACGUGGUCGUGGACAUGGACGUGGACGUGGACGUGGAGGUGGACAUGGACGUGGACAUGGACGUGGACAUGGACAUGGACGUGGACAUGGACGUAGACGUGGACGUGGACGUGGACGUGGACCUGGAUAUGGACGUGGACAUGGACGUGGACGUGGAUAUGGACGUGGACGUGGAGGUGGACGUGGACGUGGACGUGGACAUGGACAUGGUCGUGGACGUGGACGUGAACGUGGACGUGGACAUGGACAUGGACGUGGACGUGGACGUGGACCUGGACGUGGACAUGGACGUGGACAUGGACGUGGACUUGGACGUGGACGUGGACGUGGACAUGGACGUGGACGUGGACGUGGUUGUGGACAUGGACGUGGACAUGGACAUGGACGUCGACAUAGACGUGGACGUAGACGUGGACAUGGACGUGGACGUGGACGUGGACGUUGACGUGGACGUGGACGAGGACGUGGACGUGGACGUGGACAUGGACGUGGACGUGGACGUGGACGUGGACGUGGACGUGGACAUGGACGUGGACAUGGACGUGGACGUGGACAUGGACGUGGACCUGGACGUGGACGUGGACGUGGACAUGGACGUGGACGUGGACGUGGACGUCGACGUGGACGUGGACGUGGACAUGGAGGUGGACGUGGACAUGGACGUGGACAUGGACAUGGACGUGGACAUGGACGUGGACGUGGACGUGGACGUGGACGUGGACGUGGACGUGGACGUAGACGUGGACGUGGACGUGGACGUGGACGUGAUUGUGGACGUGGACAUGGACGUGGACGUGGACGUGGACGUGGACGUGGACGUGGACAUGAAUGUGGACGUGGACAUGGACGUGGACAUGGACAUGGACGUGGACGUGGACGUGGACGUGGACGUGGACUUGGACGUAAACAUGGACGUGGACGUGGACGUGGACGUGGACGUGGACAUGGUCGUGGACGUGGACGUGGAUGUGGACGUGGACAUGGACGUGGACGUGGACGUGGACGUGGACGUGGACAUGGACGUGGAUAUGGACGUGGACGUGGACAUGGACAUGGACAUGGACGUGGAGGUGGACAUGGACAUGGACGUGGACGUGGACGUGGACAUGGACGUGGACGUGGACAUGGACGUGGACAGGGAGGUGGACGUGGAGGUGGACGUGGAGGUGGACGUGGACAUGGACGUGGACGUGGACGUGGACGUGGACAUGGACGUGGACGUGGACGUGGACGUGGACGAGGACGUGGACGUGGACGUGGACGUGGUCGUGGACGUGGACCUGGACGUGGACAUGGACGUGGACGUGGACAUGGACGUGGACGUGGACGUGGACGUGGACGUGGACAUGGACGUGGACGUGGACGUGGACAUGGACGUGGACGUGGACGUGGACAUGGACGUGGACGUGGACAUGGACGUGGACGUGGAGGACAUGGACGUGGACAUGGACGUGGACGUGGACGUGGACGUGGACAUGGUCGUGGACAUGGACGUGGACGUGGACGUGGACGUGGACGUGGACAUGGUCGUGGACGUCGACGUGGACGUGGACGUGGACAUGGACGUGGACGUGGACGUGGACGUGGACGUGGACGUGGACGUGGACGUGGACGUGGACAUGGACGUAGAUAUGGACGUGGACAUGGACGUGGACGUGGACGUGGACGUGGAGAUGGACGUGGACGUGGACGUGGACGUGGACAUGGACGUGGACGUGGACGUGGACGUGGACGAGGACGUGGACGUGGACGUGGACAUGGACAUGGACGUGGACGUGGACGUGGACAUGGACGUGGACAUGGACGUGGACGUGGACGUGGACGUGGACGUGGACAUGGACGUGGACGUGGACAUGGACAAGGACGUGGACGUGGACAUGGACGUGGACGUGGAGGACUUGGACGUGGACAUGGACGUGGACGUGGACGUGGACGUGGACGUGGACAUGGUCGUGGACAUGGAAUGGAUGUGGACGUGGAGGUGGACAUGGACGUGGACAUGGACGUGGACAUGGACAUGGACGUGGACAUGGACGUGGACGUGGACGUGGACGUGGACGUGGACCUGGAUAUGGACGUGGACGUGGACGUGGACGUGGAUAUGGACGUGGACGUGGAGGUGGACGUGGAGGUGGACGUGGAGGGAGGUGGACGUGGAGGUGGACGUGGAGGUGGACGUGGAGGUGGACGUGGACGUGGACGUGGACAUGGACAUGGUCGUGGACGUGGACGUGAACGUGGACGUGGACAUGGACAUGGACGUGGACGUGGACGUGGACCUGGACGUGGACAUGGACGUGGACAUGGACGUGGACUUGGACGUGGACGUGGACGUGGACAUCGACGUGGACGUGGACGUGGUUGUGGACAUGGACGUGGACAGGGACAUGGACGUCGACAUAGACGUGGACGUAGACGUGGACGUGGACGUGGACGUGGACGUGGACGUUGACGUGGACGUGGACGUGGACGUGGACGUGGACGUGGACAUGGACGUGGACGUGGACGUGGACGUGGACGUGGACGUGGACAUGGACGUGGACAUGGACGUGGACGUGGACAUGGACGUGGACCUGGACGUGGACGUGGACGUGGACGUGGACAUGGACGUGGACGUGGACGUGGACAUGGACGUGGACGUGGACAUGGACGUGGACGUGGACAUGGACGUGGACAUGGACGUGGACAUGGACAUGGACGUGGACGUGGACGUGGACAUGGACGUGGACGUGGACGUGGACAUGGACGUGGACGUGGACGUGGACGUGGACAUGGACGUGUACGUGGACGUGGACGUGGACAUGGACGUGGACAUGGACAUGGACGUGGACAUGGACGUGGACGUGGACAUGGACAUGGACAUGGACGUGGACAUCGACGUGGACGUGGACGUGGACGAGGACGUGGACAUGGAUGUGGACGUGGACGUGGACGUUGACGUGGACAUGGACGUGGACGUGGACGUGGACGUGGACGUGGACGUGGACGUGGACGUGGACGUGGACAUGGACGUGGACGUGGACGUGGACGUGGACAUGGACGUGGACGUGGCAGGGACGUGGACGUGGACAUGGACGUGGACAUGGACGUGGACGUGGACGUGGACGUGGACAUGGACAUGGACGUGGAUAUGGACGUGGACGUGGACAUGGACGUAG
Messenger RNA from Closterium sp. NIES-65, 10488 nucleotides. The record is from the annotation of a GenBank genome assembly. NCBI's taxonomy places the organism in Eukaryota, Viridiplantae, Streptophyta, Zygnematophyceae, Desmidiales, Closteriaceae.